UAUCGUAUAAAUAGCGACUUGACUUGUUCUCGAUUCUUCUUCUUCUUCUUCGUUUUCUUCUCAGAGAAGCUUGUGAGGAACGAAACGUGUUUUAAUGGCGGAAGCACUCGUGGUAGAUGGAGAUUACCUCAAGGAGGUGGAGAAAGCUCGUCGAGACCUUCGCGCUUUGAUCUCCAGCAAGAAUUGUGCUCCUAUCAUGCUUCGUUUGGCGUGGCAUGAUGCAGGAACUUAUGAUGUUCAUACCAAAACUGGAGGUCCCAAUGGCUCAAUCAGGAAUGAGCAUGAAUUAGGCCAUGGAGCAAAUAGUGGCUUGAAAAUUGCCAUUAACUUAUGUGAGGAAGUGAAGUCCAAACAUCCAAAGAUUACCUAUGCUGAUCUUUACCAGCUUGCUGGGGUUGUUGCCGUUGAGGUCACUGGAGGUCCAACUAUUGACUUUGUUCCAGGAAGAAAGGAUUCUCUGGAAUCUCCUGAAGAAGGACGUCUUCCAGAUGCUAAACAAGGAGUAUCACACCUAAAGGACAUCUUUUAUCGCAUGGGACUAUCUGACAAGGACAUUGUGGCACUUUCUGGAGGCCACACAUUGGGCAAAGCACAUCCGGACCGAUCAGGCUUUGAUGGCCCUUGGACAAGUGAGCCUUUGAAGUUCGACAAUUCAUACUUUGUGGAGCUACUGAAAGGAGAAUCAGUAGGACUAUUGAAACUUCCCACAGACAUUGCUUUACUAGAUGAUCCGGCAUUCCGAGGCUACGUUGAGCUAUAUGCCAAGGAUGAGGAUGCGUUCUUCAAAGAUUAUGCGGAAUCACACAAAAAGCUCUCAGAGCUAGGCUUCAGUCCACUUCCCCCUGGCCCCAAGGAAGUUACAAAGUGUGGUGUAAUAAUUGCACAAAGUGCCGUGGGAGUGGCUGUUGCUGCAGCUGUGGUGAUCCUGAGUUACUUCUAUGAAGUUCAUAGAAAAAUCAAGUGAAUAAUAUGAAUGAAUAAUAAUAAUAAUAAUAGUAUUGGUCUAAGUAGUGGAAACAUUGAAGAUCAUUAAAGCAUAUUUUAAUCAAAUAAGUCCUCAUUUUAUGAUGUUGUAGUCUUGACCAUAUAAAACAACUCUGGCUUUUGUUCUAAUUUUAAUAUAAUACACAAUGAGGUCAUUAUAAACA
Molecule: messenger RNA, 1148 nt
Organism: Humulus lupulus (European hop)
Lineage: Eukaryota; Viridiplantae; Streptophyta; Magnoliopsida; Rosales; Cannabaceae
Product: L-ascorbate peroxidase 3-like
Exons: 9
Coding region: 95-964 (289 amino acids)
Biological process (GO): cellular response to oxidative stress; hydrogen peroxide catabolic process; response to reactive oxygen species
Molecular function (GO): peroxidase activity; heme binding
Source: RefSeq, a predicted model, not a curated record